GGGGGCGGUAGAGCAUAAAGCCGCCGCCGGUGUUCUCGGCGCCAGCAGCGAGUGUUUCCUGUCGUACAUGAGCGGUGCGAGUUGAGGAGACACAUCAUGGAUAUCCGACCAAACCACACAAUCUACAUCAACAACAUCAAUGACAAAGUCAAGAAGGAAGAGCUGAAGCGUUCGCUCUACGCGCUCUUCUCUCAGUUCGGUCAGAUCGUCGACAUCGUGGCCAUGAAGACCAUGAAGAUGAGGGGACAGGCCUUCGUCGUCUUCAAAGAGCUCGCUGCCGCCACCAACGCGCUGAGGCAACUGCAGGGCUUCCCCUUCUACAACAAGCCCAUGAGGAUACAGUAUGCAAAGACGGACUCCGAGGUCAUCGCCAAGGUGAAGGGCACGUACGGCGACAAGGAGAAGAAGAAAGACAAGAAGAAGAAGGCUCAGGAGCUGCCGUCGAGCCUGACGAAGAAACCAGCAGUGGGAUCAGCAGCACCUGUUCACUCCCCUGCAGUACAGGUGCCCGACAACCCGCCCAACUACAUCCUGUUCCUGAACAACCUGCCUGAAGAGACCAAUGAGAUGAUGCUGUCCAUGCUGUUCAACCAGUUUCCUGGGUUCAAAGAGGUCCGGCUCGUCCCGGGGAAACACGACAUCGCCUUCGUGGAAUUUGAGAGCGACACGCAGGCGGGCGUGGCCAAAGACGCGCUGCAGGGCUUCAGGAUCACGGCGACCUGCGCCAUGAAGAUCACGUACGCCAAGAAGUAGUCUGAUCCAGACACACAGAGACUGAGUGACUGACAGGGACCAGCCCUGGUCCAGAUCCUUUCUGAUUUUUGUAAAUCCUACAGAGCUUUCUGAAGUUUUCCUUUUUCUUUUUGUUGAACUCGUCGGUGAACUCUGUGACGCUCUCGAGGUCGAGGAGGAAAACCUCUGACCUGCCUUUUGUUUUGUAAAAUAAAAGACUUUUCCAUAA
Molecule: messenger RNA, 961 nt
Organism: Acanthopagrus latus (yellowfin seabream)
Lineage: Eukaryota; Metazoa; Chordata; Actinopteri; Spariformes; Sparidae
Gene: snrpb2
Product: small nuclear ribonucleoprotein polypeptide B2
Exons: 7
Coding region: 97-753 (218 amino acids)
Biological process (GO): mRNA splicing, via spliceosome
Cellular component (GO): U1 snRNP
Molecular function (GO): U1 snRNA binding
Source: RefSeq, a predicted model, not a curated record